This is a messenger RNA of Bemisia tabaci, 505 nucleotides long. It is a transcript of the gene RpS21, whose product is annotated as ribosomal protein S21. The record is from RefSeq and is a predicted model, not a curated record. Gene Ontology annotation, biological process: translation. Gene Ontology annotation, cellular component: ribosome. Gene Ontology annotation, molecular function: structural constituent of ribosome. Lineage: Eukaryota; Metazoa; Arthropoda; Insecta; Hemiptera; Aleyrodidae.
UCGGUGAAUGGUGUGUGGUGACGUUGGUGACAUCCGAUAUUUACUUUUUCCACGAGCAAGCCUAUAUUCUGUGACAUUUCGUGCCGAAUUCGUGCAUUUUGGAGUUAAAAAUCGUAGUUCUCGUUUAAUUGAAACCUCUUUUACAAGACUCGUCAUCAUGCAGAACGACCAAGGAGAACACGUUGAUCUGUACAUCCCCAGGAAAUGCUCUGCGAGCAACCGAAUCCUCCACGCUAAAGACCAUGCUUCAGUCCAGAUUGCUAUUGCUGAUGUUGAUGCCUCUGGACGAAUGACUGAUACCGUUAAACACUACGCUAUCUGCGGCGAAAUCAGGCGAAUGGGUGAAUCAGAUGACUGUAUCUACAGGCUGGCAAAGAAGGACGGAAUAAUAUCUUAAGUUCUACAAGUUGACAACAUGAAUACGGCUCUUGAAAUCUCCUUUUUGUUAUUGUUAAGAACAGAAUCCUAUAUCUGAAGUACACUCCUUUUUUUUUUUUUUUUGUAA